This is a messenger RNA of Budorcas taxicolor (takin), 3050 nucleotides long. It is a transcript of the gene CHRDL1, whose product is annotated as chordin like 1. The transcript has 12 exons. NCBI's taxonomy places the organism in Eukaryota, Metazoa, Chordata, Mammalia, Artiodactyla, Bovidae. The coding region runs from base 135 to 1526 and encodes 463 amino acids. Gene Ontology annotation, molecular function: protein binding. The record is from RefSeq and is a predicted model, not a curated record.
UGCGAAUCCCAGACCUCGGAGGAGCGCCCCGGGGAGCUCGGAGCGGCUGCACGCGUGGACCACGGAGGAGGCCGGUGGCCAGCUUGAGUACACUGGGCCCUGAAAGUUUCAAGCUGCCUUUUGCACUGGCCGGAAUGAGAAAAAAGUGGAAGAUGGGAGGCAUGGGAGGCAUGAGAUACAUCUUCUCCUUGUUGCUGUUCUUUCUUUUCCUAGAAGGAAGCAGAACAGAGCAAGUAAAACAUUCAGAGACAUAUUGUGUAUUUCAAGAUAAGAAGUACAGAGUGGGUGAGAGAUGGCAUCCUUACCUGGAACCUUAUGGGUUGGUUUACUGCGUCAACUGUAUCUGCUCUGAGAAUGGGAAUGUGCUUUGCAGCAGAGUCAGAUGUCCAAGCCUUCAUUGCCUGUCUCCUGUGCACGUUCCUCAUCUUUGCUGCCCUCGCUGCCCAGAAGACUCCUUACCCCCAGCGAACAAUAAAAUGACCAGCAAGUCGUGUGAAUACAACGGGACCACUUACCAACACGGUGAGCUGUUUAUGGCUGAAGGGCUCUUUCAGAACCGGCAACCCAACCAGUGCACCCAGUGCAGCUGCUCGCAGGAGGGCAAUGUGUACUGUGGUCUCAAGACUUGCCCCAAGUUAACCUGUGCUUUCCCAGUCUCUGUUCCAGAUUCCUGCUGCCGGGUGUGCAGAGGGGAUGGAGAAUUGUCAUGGGAACAUUCUGACGGUGAUAUCUUCAGGCAGCCUGCCAACAGAGAAGCAAGGCAUUCUUAUCACCGCUCACACUAUGAUCCUCCACCGAGCCGACAGGCUGGAGGUCUGCCCCGCUUUCCCGGGGCCAGAAGUCACCGGGGAGCACUCAUAGAUUCGCAGCAAGCCUCAGGGACCAUCGUGCAGAUCGUCAUCAAUAACAAACACAAGCAUGGACAAGUGUGUGUUUCCAAUGGAAAGACCUAUUCCCAUGGCGAGUCCUGGCACCCAAACCUCCGGGCAUUUGGCAUUGUGGAGUGUGUGCUGUGCACUUGUAAUGUCACCAAGCAAGAGUGCAAGAAAAUCCACUGCCCCAAUCGAUACCCCUGCAAGUAUCCUCAAAAAAUAGACGGAAAGUGCUGCAAGGUGUGUCCAGGUAAAAAGGCAAAAGAAGAACUUCCAGGCCAAAGCUUUGACAGCAAAGGCUACUUUUGUGGAGAAGAAACAAUGCCCGUAUAUGAGUCUGUGUUCAUGGAGGAUGGGGAGACCACCAGAAAAAUAGCACUGGAAACAGAGAGACCGCCUCAGGUAGAGGUCCAUGUUUGGACCAUUCGAAAAGGCAUCCUCCAGCACUUCCAUAUUGAGAAGAUCUCUAAAAGGAUGUUUGAGGAACUCCAUCACUUCAAGCUGGUGACCAGGACAACGCUGAGCCAGUGGAAGAUCUUCACUGAAGGAGAAGCCCAGAUCAGCCAGAUGUGUUCAAGUCGUGUGUGCCGAACGGAGCUUGAAGAUUUGGUCAAAGUGUUGUACCUGGAAAGGUCUGAAAAGGGCCACUGUUAGACAAGACAGACAGUAUUGGAUAGAGUAAAGCAAGAAAACUCAAGCUGCAGCUGGACUGCAGGCUUACUUUGCUUAAGUCAACAGUGUCCUAAAACCCCAAACUCAAAUGCAGUCAAUUAUUCACGCCAUGCACAGCAUAACUUGCUCCUUUAUUGGAGUGGUAUGUCAGCCCUUAAACACCUCCUCCAAAGAGACUAGCAGAAUUUUGAAUUCUCUGUGGGAGGAAGAGGGCUAGGACGCCACAACACUGCUCUAGUGUCUGGGAGAAUCACAUUUCUUUACAGGUUAAAGAGUAAACAAAACCUCUAGAAAGUUAUUCCAGUGAAAGAAAGAGAAGGGAAUUGCUUAGUAGGAGUUCUUUAGUACAGAGAAAAUAUUAGUAUGAGAUUCUUCUCUUUAAAAUUUAGAAUGUCUUGUGUUUAAAUAACUUGCUAUAUUCACACACACACAGGUACACAUACACAUGUGCAUGCGCACACAUACAUACUGAACUACAGCCUUCAUUCUGAGGCAAGGCUAGUGUAGACUCUCCCCUUCUUUCCCUUGCCUGACUCCCAGGUAACUUGGAGGCAGUUGGCACCCAGGAGGAUAAAUAAGGAGUUGUGAGUAGAAGGCUCUGCACUUGGGUCUAUGAUGUGGUUGUUGAUGGUACCAAUUCUGGGAAAGAAUAAAAACACCAUUUCAUGGCUGCCUUCACUCUGAGGUGGAAAAGAACUUUUACCUUACGACACCACUUCUCUUUUCUCCCUAAACCUCCAUAAAGAAGUUAGAAUUGAGUAAAACUUUUAGAAACUGAGUCUACAUAAAAGAAAAUAAUUAUUUAAGGAAAGAGUUGCUAGAAGUCAGCAAGGUCAGCCAUGUGUUUUCAAGUCAACAAAACUCACCAAUUAACAGCUCAAUCCUCACUUACUGUCCUGAAGUCAUAGUUCUCUAGUCUAAAAAUUUUAGUUAAAUGAUGAAAUUCUAGAAGCUUCUUAAAAGGGCAGUUCCUUUUCUCCAAUUACAGGAGUUGGUUUUUACUUGGCAAAGGGACUCCGUCCUCCCAAGCUUCAGUUAGGAGAAUUAUUGCUCACUGGGGGAAAUGGGGAUUCUGAUAACAAUCCUUAUCCUAAGCCUUCCUACUGUUCUCCUCUCAUGCACCAAGCAUGAACCUGAAUCAUGGAUCCCAGUGAGGGCUGCUCCAAAAAUGUCUCUUUGCAGCCUAAUACCAGAGCCCAAGUGAUCCAUUCUGAGGGAAAACUAUAAAUUCUCCACAGCAGGAAUCUCAAACCUGCUUUCUAGAUUUAUCUCCUCAGGGGGGCCUGGAUGAACUCUAGUGAAUACUUAAAUAUUAAGGACCAAGAAAUCCCAUUUUUCCUACUCUGUGACCAUAAGUAAGAUGAACAUUUUUUUGUUAUUUGACACCAAUAGGGAAAAAUGUAAAAGGUCCAGUCUUUAUGGCAACCUGGCAUAAAGGAGUCUGUUCUCAUCACAGAGACUGAGGCCUGGUGGCCAGGCCUUCAGGAGACCAGCAGCCUCUCAGAC